Molecule: messenger RNA, 189 nt
Organism: Wallemia ichthyophaga EXF-994
Lineage: Eukaryota; Fungi; Basidiomycota; Wallemiomycetes; Wallemiales; Wallemiaceae
Product: H/ACA ribonucleoprotein complex subunit 3
Exons: 3
Coding region: 1-189 (62 amino acids)
Biological process (GO): rRNA pseudouridine synthesis; positive regulation of telomerase RNA localization to Cajal body; snRNA pseudouridine synthesis
Cellular component (GO): box H/ACA snoRNP complex; box H/ACA telomerase RNP complex
Molecular function (GO): box H/ACA snoRNA binding; telomerase RNA binding
Source: RefSeq, a predicted model, not a curated record
AUGUUCACAACGAAUGAUGAAGGGAAGAGGGUUUAUUCUUUGAAGAAGAUAACCACAUCAGGCAAGAUAACCAAAUCCGCACAUCCAGCUAGAUUCAGCCCAGAUGACAAGUUCUCCCGUCACAGGGUGACAAUAAAGAAGAGAUAUGGUAUCCUGCCAACGCAAUUACCAAGGAAUAGAGCAUUUUGA